Messenger RNA from Nicrophorus vespilloides, 3581 nucleotides. RefSeq names its product regulator of nonsense transcripts 2 (gene Upf2). NCBI's taxonomy places the organism in Eukaryota, Metazoa, Arthropoda, Insecta, Coleoptera, Silphidae. Bases 95 to 3478 code for a protein of 1127 amino acids. The transcript is spliced from 7 exons. Gene Ontology annotation, cellular component: cytoplasm; exon-exon junction complex. Gene Ontology annotation, molecular function: protein binding; RNA binding. Gene Ontology annotation, biological process: nuclear-transcribed mRNA catabolic process, nonsense-mediated decay. The record is from RefSeq and is a predicted model, not a curated record.
CAUUAAAUAGCAUAUGUAUAUUGUAGUUUAUCACUUGCAAAAUUAUAUGACUACACUUUAGUUGCACUAAUUAUAUUGUUACAAAGUAUAUGUAAUGACAAUACUGGAAGGUGCUUCGAACGAUGUGGAAGUUGUUAACAAUGAAGAUGAAGAGAAAAAAGUGCUUGAGACUUUUAUCUUAGAAGCGACCGAGCGCAUAACCUCCAAAGCAGAGUUGAGAAACGUAAACCAAAAUGCAGGAAAUAAUAGACCGAGCGAUAACCACUUCACGAAGCUGGAUUCCAGCCUUAAGAAAAAUACAGCUUUUGUUAAGAAGAUCAGGAACUUUAGUUCAACUCAAAUUGAUGUAUACCUUAAAGAUAUGUCUGGUUUGAAUUUAACAAAGUACAUCUCAGAGAUAGCGGCUGCCAUUGUGGAUAGCAAACUAAAGAUGACUGAUGUUGCAGCUGCUGUUAAGAUGUGCUGCAUAUUGCACCAAACUUAUUCAGAUUUCUCUCAGCACUUAUUUGAGAAUUGGCAGAAGAUUCUUAAUAUCAAAACAAGUGAUAAAAUUAACAAUCCAAGCAAACUCCGUGUUGAUCUAAGAUUCUAUGCAGAGCUUGUUAAUGUGAACAUAUUUAAUAAUAAAACAGCAUUCUCCUUGCUGGGCAAUGUCCUUUUGACUUUGAUCAAUAUGGAUAAGGAGGAGCAUUUAAAUAUUUCUAUUGUUUUAAGCUUCUGUAGACAUUGUGGAGAUGAGUAUGCAGGAUUGGUUCCAAGGAAAAUACAUGAGUUGGCUAAUAAAUACAAAUCUACAAUUCCAAAGAGUGAUUUUCUGCCACCUGAGAAGCAGCAAAAUGUAAAAUCACUUCUUAAAGAUUACUUCACUUCAUUAAGCAAACACCUUGUGAAGGACCAUAUUGAGAUGCAGGAUUUCGAGAAACAGAACUAUAGAAUUUUACAAACCAAAGGAGAGCUCAGUCAGGAAAGAAAAGAUAAACUUGAAUCUCUUCAAAUUUCUUAUGAUAAAUUAAUAACAGCUGCACAGAACUUUUCUGAAAUUCUGGAUGAGAAUAUGCCUGAACUUAGGGCUAACAUUAUUACAAAAGAUGAAGAGAAUAUGGUUGUGACUGGUGCAGGAGUUGACUUUGAUGGAGAUGGUUCAAAUGUAGCCAAUGGUGAAAAUAUUUGGUGUGACAGUGAGACUCAGAGAUUUUACUGUGAGUUACCUGAACUGCAAGCGUUUCUACCAACAUCCAUGAUCAAUAAAUCGGCUCCAAAACCAGAAGCUGAAUCUGAAGUGACUGAGGAAGUUUUAGAUUCAGAGCUACCGGCAGAAGAGCUAGAGGAAGAGGACACUAAAGUUGAAGAUCCACCAGUGGAAGAUGAAGUUGAAGAUACAUCUUCAAUCACCGUUAGCAACAAGAUUGUGCUCGAAGCUUUCUUGAACAAUCUGCCGAACUGCGUCAACCGCGAGAUGAUUGACAACGCGGCUAUAGACUUUUUGGUCACAUUAAAUACAAAACAUAACCGUCGGAAAUUGGUUAGAAGUCUUUUUAGUGUUAAUAGAACCCGUUUGGAUCUAUUGCCAUUUUAUGCCAGAUUCGUGGCCAUACUUUAUCCAGCGCUACCUGAAAUUGCGAAUGACUUAUGCCAGAUGCUGCGACAGGAUUUCAAGUAUCACGUCCGUAAAAAGGAUCAGAUUAACAUCGAGUCAAAGAUCAAAGUGGUGCGAUACAUUGGAGAACUCGUCAAAUUCAAUUUAUAUUCGAAGAUCGAGGCACUAUAUUGCUUGAAAGUAUUGCUGCACGAUUUCUCACAUCACCACAUUGAAAUGGCGUGUAAUUUGCUUGAAGUUUGUGGGCAUUUUCUUUUCUGCUUACCGGAAUCACACCAAAGGACCAAGGUUUAUUUGGAGCAGAUGAUGAGGAAAAAAGCAGUUAUGGCUUUGGAUUCGCGCUACGUUACGCAAAUCGAGAAUGCCUAUUAUUAUGUUAAUCCACCAGAUCUCGUUGCCGUGGCCAAGAAGGAAAGACCGCCGAUGCAUCAGUUCCUGAGAAAACUGCUUUACCAAGAUUUGCAGAAAACUAAUACUGAUAAGAUUUUACGUUUGAUCCGAAAAUUGAAUUGGAGUGACGACGAUACUGCUGCCUACGCUAUUAAAUGUUUAACUGGUGCUCAUAAUAUGAAAUAUUUUAAUAUUAGAUGUUUAGCCAAUCUACUAGCCGGUCUUGUCGCAUAUCAAGAUGAGGUAGGCACAAAAGUUGUUGACGGAGUCUUAGAAGAUAUCCGUUUAGGAAUGGAAGUUAACUCACCAAAAUUUAACCAACGGCGAGUAGCUCAAGUAAAGUAUCUGGGAGAACUUUAUAAUUAUCGAAUUGUAGAAAGUACCGAUAUUUUCAAGGUUCUCUAUUCGUUGAUAAGUUUCGGAGUGAGCAUGGAUUCGGAGAGCCCAUCGAUUUUGGAUCCUCCGAAUCACUUGUUUCGCAUACGGUUAGCUUGUGUCUUAUUAGAAACGUGCGGUAUGUACUUCAGCAGUGGAUCCAGUAAACGCAAAUUAGAUUACUUCUUGACGUUCUUCCAAGCGUACUAUUGGUUCAAGCACAGCUUAUGGGGCGAGGCGUUCCCGCCUCCAUUGGAACACUUGUUCAAGGACACAUUGAAUCAACUUAGGCCGAAGUUGAAACUGUGUACAUCUUAUGAAGAUUCGCAAAAAGAAAUCAUGCAUAUUAAAAGAAACUUGGGCAUCUCUGAUCACAUGCAAGACGAUGAAACGAAAGGGGAUGGAUUAGAAAUAAUUACCGAGACUGAUAACGAAGAGCAAGGAGAAGAUGAAGUAUCCGAUUGUGUCACAGCUCCAAUUACGACUGACGACACAGCCACCGAAGACGAGACUGUUGAUAAUACUCAAGGCUCUGAUGAAGAAGUCGACAGGGAUAAUAGUGAUAUGGACCAGCAAGAUCAACAAGGCGUUGCGUCCGAAAUUGAAGCAAUCCCGAGUGGUCCAAGGAAGGUGGAGUGUAAAGAAGAUGACGAGUUCUUGAAUGCGUUGGAUAAAAUGGUAUCGGAGAAUAUCCAGGAAAGAAUGCGUGAGACUGUCAAGGCAUCGCACAUCGACAUUUCGGUACCGGUGCUGAAGUCGAACAAGAAAAAUUACGACCAACUCCAAGAGACCGGUGAUAAGGACCAGAACACUAUGGGAUUUGUCCUGAUGGUACGCAAAGGAAACAAGCAGCAGUACAAGCCGUUCGAAGCAGAUAUAAACUCGGAGCUGGCACAGAAUCUGAGAGAUCAGGAGUUGGCACAACGUGAAGAGAAAAUGAAAGUGAAACGAUUGACGUUGAAUAUAUCUGAGAGGUUCGAGGAGGAAGACUUUCAAGAGAUGAUGCAACAACAGAGUAGACCAGUUACGCAAAACCUGAACAGAGAAAGGAAAAAGUACCAACACCCGAAAGGUGCACCCGAUGCAGAUUUGAUCUUCGGAAAACGUGUUCGAUAAUUAUUCGUUUGCCCCUUUUUUAAUUGUUGGAAUUAUUAACUUCUAUUUCGUUUUUAUAUUGAUUCCUCGCUUUACAGGAAUUAUGUAUAUCUAUUUUGAUAUU